This is a messenger RNA of Austrofundulus limnaeus, 1703 nucleotides long. Its product is annotated as P30 adhesin. The coding region runs from base 1 to 702 and encodes 233 amino acids. The transcript has 3 exons. The record is from RefSeq and is a predicted model, not a curated record. Lineage: Eukaryota; Metazoa; Chordata; Actinopteri; Cyprinodontiformes; Rivulidae.
AUGGAACAGAAGGGACCUCUGCAGAACAUGAAGGUCCAGAACAACAAGUCUCCCUGCUGGCAGCACCGGGCCUACAUCUGGUUCUGGACCAUCUGCCCUGGAUUCAGACCGAGGCCCUGGAUUCAGACCCAGGCCCUGGAUUUAGACCUAGCCCCUGGAUUCAGACCCAGGCCCUGGAUUCAGACCGAGGCCCUGGAUUCAGACCGAGGCCCUGGAUUUAGACCCAGCCCCUGGAUUCAGACCCAGGCCCUGGAUUUAGACCCAGGCCCUGGAUUCAGACCCAGCCCCUGGAUUCAGACCGAGGCCCUGGAUUCAGACCCAGGCCCUGGAUUUAGACCUAGCCCCUGGAUUCAGACCCAGGCCCUGGAUUUAGACCCAGCCCCUGGAUUCAGACCGAGGCCCUGGAUUCAGACCCUGGCCCUGGAUUCAGACCCAGGCCCUGGAUUCAGACCCAGGCCCUGGAUUCAGACCCAGGCCCUGGAUUUAGAAACAGGCCCUGGAUUCAGACCCAGGCCCUGGAUUCAGACCCUGGCCCUGGAUUCAGACCCAGGCCCUGGAUUCAGACCCAGGCCCUGGAUUCAGACCCAGGCCCUGGAUUCAGACCCUGGCCCUGGAUUCAGACCCAGGCCCUGGAUUCAGACCCAGGCCCUGGAUUCAGACCCAGGCCCUGGAUUAAGACACGCUGCAGCUUGGCCCUCAUGACCCGGCUCGGUCCAGGGUGUUCUGCACGGUAAGCUAACGGUUAACCAGGUAGAAGCAGGUGUGAGCUCCGGCUCAAACACCUCACCUGUUCAGGUGUUGUUGACAGGUUUGUAUAAUGAGGGGGUGGAGUCACAGCUCUACCUGUCCUCUCGGCCCCUCUGACACGCUGCUCCUGACUGCACAUCAUCAUCAUCWUCAUCUUCGUCUUCGUCAGUGUGUCCCGAUGUGUUGGUCGGCGUCUUGUUGAUGGUAAUUUAUUGUUCAUGUAAUCAAAUCCUGCCAUGUGCUCGGCGUUCGCCCGGCGGCACGUUCCGUGUUAAUUAGGCUGCGGAGGAACAGUGUGGAAGGAGAACGCAGAGCAGAGACGUGGAAAGUUGUUGACAGACAAUCAACUUCUCACUUUCAGAGGAGCUAGGAGGAGAAACGAUGGUGGCAAACGGCUGCAGAUCUGCAGCCAAGCUGAGCCUGUUUGGUGUCAUUAGCAAGUUUUUUUUUGACUGUGUGGAAAGAAGGAUAUUAAUACGAUUUAUCAUCUCAACUUAUGAACAUAUGAAUCAGUGUUUACUGACGAUGUGCAGCCAUGCCUGCAGGGACAGGCUCAGUGUGUCCUCACAGCAUGGUCCAUCCCAAAUCUGGUUCUGUGUGAUGGUUCUACAGGUUCUGUUUGAUGGUUCCACAGUCUCAGUGUGUCCUCACAGCAUGGUCCAUCCCAAAUCUGGUUCUGUGUGAUGGUUCUACAGGUCCUGUGUGAUGGUUCUACAGGUUCUGUGUGAUGGUUCUACAGUCUCAGUGUGUCCUUACAGCAUGGUCCAUCCCAAAUCUGGUUCUGUGUGAUGGUUCUACAGGUCCUGUGUGAUGGUUCUACAGGUUCUGUUUGAUGGUUCUACAGGUUCUGUUUGAUGUUUGUACAGGCUCAGUGUGUCCUCACAGGAUGGUCCAUCCCAAAUCUGGUUCUGUGUGAGGGUUCUACAGGUUCUGUGUGAUGGUUCUACAGGUUCUGU